GCGGGGAGGGAGGAGAAGGGAGGCAAGAAAGUAGCAGAAAGUGAGGCUGGCAGCCGGCUGCAAAGGAGCCCGGCGAGCGGCGGCGGCGGCGGCGGCAGGAAGUCUGUGCCCGAGACCAGCAGAAAUAAGAGCCAGGGAGGGACCGCGGCGGCGGCGAGAGUGAAAGAGGAAACUGCAGAAGAGGAAGCUCUUGCCGCAGCACAAAGUCUCCGGCUCCCGCGCCGAGCAUCCCCACGCGCGCGCCCCAGCCCUCCCGGACAGGCUCGCCGCCGCCCCCUGCGCCCCGGUCGCCGGGCGCCCCCUCCUCAGCGCGCCCACCCCGGCCCCACGCGCCCGGCCGCGCCGCCUCGCCGCCCUCCGCACACGCCGUCCUCGUCUGCCAUGGCCCGGGAGAACGGCGAGAGCAGCUCCUCCUGGAAAAAGCAAGCUGAAGACAUCAAGAAAAUUUUCGAGUUCAAGGAGACCCUCGGGACCGGGGCGUUUUCUGAAGUGGUCUUAGCCGAAGAGAAGGCGAGUGGCAGGCUCUUUGCGGUGAAGUGCAUCCCGAAGAAGGCGCUGAAAGGCAAGGAGAGCAGCAUAGAGAACGAGAUAGCAGUUCUGAGAAAGAUCAAGCAUGAAAACAUCGUUGCCCUGGAAGACAUUUACGAAAGCCCAAAUCACUUGUACUUGGUCAUGCAGCUCGUAUCCGGUGGAGAGCUGUUUGAUCGGAUAGUGGAGAAAGGAUUUUACACAGAGAAAGAUGCCAGCACCCUCAUCCGCCAGGUCUUGGAUGCUGUCUACUAUCUCCAUAGAAUGGGCAUUGUCCACAGGGACCUCAAGCCUGAAAACCUCUUGUACUACAGUCAAGACGAGGAAUCGAAAAUAAUGAUCAGUGACUUUGGACUGUCGAAAAUGGAGGGCAAAGGAGAUGUGAUGUCCACAGCCUGUGGCACCCCGGGCUAUGUUGCUCCUGAGGUCCUGGCCCAGAAACCGUACAGCAAAGCUGUGGACUGCUGGUCCAUCGGGGUGAUUGCCUACAUCUUGCUCUGCGGCUACCCUCCCUUUUACGAUGAAAAUGACUCCAAGCUCUUUGAGCAGAUCCUCAAGGCGGAAUAUGAGUUUGACUCGCCCUAUUGGGACGACAUCUCUGACUCUGCAAAAGAUUUCAUUCGGAAUCUGAUGGAGAAAGAUCCAAAUAAAAGAUACACUUGUGAGCAAGCCGCUCGGCACCCAUGGAUCGCUGGUGACACAGCCCUCAACAAAAACAUCCACGAGUCUGUCAGUGCCCAGAUCCGGAAGAACUUCGCAAAAAGCAAGUGGAGACAAGCAUUUAAUGCCACGGCCGUUGUGAGACACAUGAGGAAACUCCAUCUCGGCAGCAGCCUGGACAGUUCAAAUGCAAGCGUUUCAAGCAGCCUCAGUUUGGCCAGCCAAAAAGAUUGUCUGGCACCCUCCACGCUCUGUAGUUUCAUUUCUUCUUCAUCCGGGGUCUCAGGAGUGGGGGCGGAGCGGAGACCGAGGCCCGCCACUGUGACCACAGUGCACUCCGGGAGCAAGUGACUGGCUCUGGAGGUGGGGCCCAAGGGCGGGGCCGGGGAAGGGGGCCCCCACCGCCCCCGCGGGGCCGCCAGCACCACCAGCCGCUCCAGAGUGAUCCCACCUUGCAUGGUGCGCCUUCCUGCACAGGACUGGAAGACAGAAGUUUUUUAUGGCCAUAUUUUAUACUGCAAUUCUGAAGUGUUCGUUUCUCACAAACUGUACUGACUCAAGGGAGCUGACGUGAUAGGAUCUGGUGCUGUACAUAUGAAUCUUGCAAAGCUCUGAUAGAACGGACCUCCCUCGUCCUCUUUCCCAACCGUCGUCACUUCUGCUCUUCUAGGUGUGGGGAACCGUCUAUGUUGUAUUUUUUCAUUAAUGACAAAAAAGGUUUCAACUGGAUUAUUUAAGUCUUGGUAAAUAUUGCGCAUUAGGGUUUUAUUUUUUACCCUUUAAGAAAUAUGCCCUUCUGAUCUUUACUUCUUAGUCACGUGACCUGUAUCUUUUGCUUAUCAGUAGUUGAGUUUUAUGUUAACCUUUAAGAGAGGUGUUUUGUUUUGUUUUUUUUCCCUCCAAGGGGAAUGUAAAGGUAUUUUUAAAAAUUCUAAUAAGAGGAUCGAGAAUCUGUCUCCAAGGCGAAGAGUGCACUUUACUUCUAUUUUUUCCUCCUUCUCUCCCCUUCCCUGGAGAGGCAGCUCUUUAAGAAAACAACUCAGCAGUCCAGUGAGGCUGUCUUGUCUCCAGGGCCACCUGGGGAGGGAACCUGCAGAAGACCUUUUCCGACACCCCCUCCAGCAUGCCCCUGGCCAACCAGAGACCCUAGGGGCCUUCACCAUCAGUGGUCAGAAAUAAAGAAGCCUGCUCCCCCAAGACUAAGGCUAAACUUCAGAGGCUUCACUUGCUGUGAAGGAGAUGCCCACCCAGCAAAGAUAUAAGAGCCUCCCUUCCAGAAGGAACCAGACGCCAUUUUGGUUAAAGGGAAUUCUCACACAGCUUAUAUUUCUCACGAGGGUAACACAGAAAAGUCUGCUCUCAGCUAUGCAGUUUUAAAGUUAAUCUCUCUCGCGCUGUCUCUCUCUCUGUUUUUUAAAAAUGCAUUUCUAAUCUUACGCUUAAAAUGGCCUCCAACUCACACAAGUUGUUUCUGCAGAUUUUUACCCUGUUCUUCUAUGAAUGUUACCCAGGCGAGGAGAGGGAAGUGGCCUUGGAAAAGAGUCCAUUUAUCUGGGGUGGUAAGGAGAGGUGACCUGCCAGGCGAGCAGGACACUGGCCAGCGCGGUGAUGGCCAGCCAGCACUCGCAGCCCUCCCUCUGACCGGGGCAGUCUGAAAACCAAAGACCCGUAGUGGUGGUGUCACCAAAGGUGCCAGUUGCCUGGGAUUUAAGAAUUUCUUGGGAAGUAGAACUUUCAUUGCUAAAACUGGCAAUGUCCCAGGCAAAGCGGGCAGCGUUGUUUACCCAUGUGAUGCAUAGGUGUGCAGGGUAGAGCACGGCGUGAAACCCAGGGCAAACCACUUCCCAAGGGGGCUUUGAGGAGGCUCUCUUGCAGAGGCUUGCAGGUGGCUCUAAAUGCUAGGUCUACAAAAGCCCUCCCUUGACCCCCUGCCCACCAUAAUACCAUGAGUCUGCAUUUUACACCGUCAGCCUCAAGCCUGCCAUGAGUCCCUGUAGGUCUGCCUGAUGGCCCAACAACUCUACUGGUUGUGGUCCUCCUGCCCUUCUCCUAUAGCUAGCCACAUUCAGCAGGUCCUGUUGGUCAAGCCGUCUUGUGGUCAAGCCACACCUAUGCCUGUGUCCAGGCCAAAUGUUUAGUGAUAGCCACCCCCCCCACACACACACACACACAUACACACCAUGUUUCUAGGCUCAGCAGCUCCAUUCUGCCUCCAUUAGUAUGGCAGUGCAGGUACGUAUAAGAGCAGACAGGAAGACAGACAGCUGGUCUACCCUGUUCCCAACAUGCAUCAUAUGCACCCAGCCCCUUGGCGGGAAUCCCACUUGGCAUCUGCCACACAUGCAUCCAGAGCGAAAAUCAGGCGGUCGCUCUUCACGAUUAAUAAAAAAAAAACUAAAAAAGUCUAUAAAAUGACCACAGACCGAGUUGAGAAGCAGGUAUUGUGUGAGUUGGAUAAGUGUCAAUGCCAUGCCCGCAGAAGGAAAAUGGCAUGAAUAUUACAGAGUAUCAGAAAACUGCGGUCUCUCUCCAGGGGCUUUAUUAGGGUGUUGCUUACGAACAAGUAUAAUGGAACAUUCUUGUUUCUACAGUACAAGAAAACAAGGAAUUAGA
Molecule: messenger RNA, 3801 nt
Organism: Lynx canadensis (Canada lynx)
Lineage: Eukaryota; Metazoa; Chordata; Mammalia; Carnivora; Felidae
Gene: CAMK1D
Product: calcium/calmodulin dependent protein kinase ID
Exons: 11
Coding region: 382-1539 (385 amino acids)
Biological process (GO): peptidyl-serine phosphorylation
Cellular component (GO): intracellular anatomical structure
Molecular function (GO): calmodulin binding; ATP binding; calcium/calmodulin-dependent protein kinase activity
Source: RefSeq, a predicted model, not a curated record